This is a messenger RNA of Strongylocentrotus purpuratus (purple sea urchin), 804 nucleotides long. Its product is annotated as lactadherin-like. The transcript has 3 exons. Lineage: Eukaryota; Metazoa; Echinodermata; Echinoidea; Camarodonta; Strongylocentrotidae. The record is from RefSeq and is a predicted model, not a curated record. Bases 211 to 747 code for a protein of 178 amino acids.
AAGAGGUGGUAUUCUAAAAGUUUACUCGUGUUAAUUUCUAGUUUGCUAUUAUGCACGCCUGUGUUCGUAGUAGUUGAAUUAAAAUGAGUUAAAAGAGUUUGGGUUUUCUGGAAACUCUUUUAGCAACUAAAUUCUAAACAAUAAAAGACCAAAUAGAUCUCUUUUAUACACUGACAAAGUUUGUCUGUACGUUUGUUGUCUUCAGCUGCAAUGAACCAUGAAGAGGUAAGCUGUUCACGUCCUAUUCGAGGGGAAGGAAUGGGAGUGGAAGAUGGACGAAUCCCAAACUCUAGUCUUACCUCCUCGUCCAGUUUUGAUCAUCGUUACACUGCAUCAGAUGGAAGAUUGAACGGCGGAGCGUCACACGAGGAAAAUGUAGCAUGGCUUGCCAAGGAUGAUGACAUAGAUAAAUGGGUCAAGAUAGAUCUUGGAAAGACCUCUACCGUCACAGGUGUUAUCGUACAAGGCAGAUGGGGGUGGGAACAAUGGAUUACUUCUGUCAAGGUAUCCUAUUCGCUGGAUGACGUGGCGUGGACUUACGCUUUGGAACCACAAUGUGGUGAACAAAAAGUCUACCCAGCAAACUACGAUAACACCACUCCCGAGAUCAUACUGUUCCCUCGACCAGUCACUGCUCGAUACGUCAGAAUACACCCACUCACGUGGCAGGAGCACCAGGGCAUGAGAUAUGAAGUUCUUGGCAUAGCUGAAUUAACGGAAGUUUUACAGCAUGAAGACUUCUACUAAAUUGUAAUGGUGUUAUUUUUUUAAUUAUGUUGUUAUGAUUAAUAUUAUCUUUAUCAG